Messenger RNA from Schistosoma turkestanicum, 1815 nucleotides. NCBI's taxonomy places the organism in Eukaryota, Metazoa, Platyhelminthes, Trematoda, Strigeidida, Schistosomatidae. The record is from the annotation of a GenBank genome assembly.
AUGGGCGGUUCUGCCAGUGCGCCCAUCCCCGGUGGUGGAACAUCUGAUUAUCAUGUACUGCGGGUUCAAGACGGUUCACCUGGUCAUCAAGCUGGUUUGGAAGCAUUUUUCGAUUUCAUUGUUGCAAUUGGCGAUAAACGUCUGGAAGAAGAUAAUGAUUGUAUUAAAGACUUAUUACAAGCCAGUAAAGAUAAACCUGUUCGCCUACUUGUCUAUUCAACUAAAUCACAAUCUUGUCGUGAAGUAACUCUCAUACCUAACAAUCAUUGGGGUGGUCAAGGUUUGAUGGGUGUCAGUAUUCGAUAUUGUUCAUUUGAAAGAGCUAAUGAAAAUGUAUGGCAUGUAUUAAGUGUAGAGCCUAAAUCACCAGCAGAUUUGGCUGGACUUAAACCAUAUACAGAUUAUAUAAUUGGCGCAAAUUCUGUAUUGAAUAAUGAACGUGCUAUAAAAUGGAAAUCUGGUAACUCUAUGGAUGGUUUGACAACAAAUGGUGUCAUGAUGUUACGAAUUCCUCCGGCUAAAAUUAUUGAACGAACAAAUCAAGCUUCAGAUCGUGAUCUUGAUAUUCGGUCGAAAUGGCGUGAAGUUAGUGUAUGUGGUUCUGUAUAUGAAAUGCGAAGCAAUCGUUGUGUACCAACUAAUCUGGUUAAUGAAGAUAAUAUUCUCACUGACAUGACAAUUAUUGAUCUAUGCGGAGUAACUUUAUUAUGGCGAUCUAGAUCAGGAUUGAAAUAUACUGCUUGUUCAGAGGAUUUAAUGAAAAUGAUCAAUGGAUUGAAUCAAGCUCAUAUUCAAUGUCCUGUGUUGUAUCGUACAUUGAAACUUCCAUUUUUACCUCAAAGUACACCUUUUUCACCUCACUCUGAUUUAAUCAAUAGGGACAAUAACAAUGAGUUAUUGAAUAAUGACAAUGUUUUAUCUAAACUAGAAUCAGAUCAAAUUAGUCCUGAUCAAAUGCCGUAUGUAUAUGUAAGCUGUGGUCAUGUACAUGGUUGGCAUAAUUGGCGUGCAGCUGGUGAUGUAAAUAGUCGUCGAACAUGUCCAUUAUGUUUACAAGCAUCAUUAUUUAUUCCACUACGUAUGGGUAUUGAAUCAGCAUUCUAUGUUGAUCGUAGUUUGGCUACGCAUUGUUUUAAUCCAUGUGGACAUAUUGCUUCAGAAAAUACUGUACGAUACUGGUGUAGUUUACAAUUAUUAAAUCGGCACAAUUUUGAAUUACAUGCAAGAUGUCCAUUUUGUUUAACAUCUAUACAUUCAAAACCAGUGAAAUUAUUAUUUCAAAGUGAUUUAUCAGAAGAAGAAUUUUUAGAAUUAAUUAAAGAACAAUUAUAUGUGCGUACAUUAAAUAUGGAAAAGCAUGAAACAUUAUCACGUUCUUCUAAAUUAAAUAAUAAUCAAUCAUCCAAAAUCAAUUCAUCAUCAUCAUCUCAUCCCAUUCAUCCUAAUCAUGACAAUAAUAAUAAUAAUAGUAAUCAAGAAUCUUCUCAUUUGUCUACUGCUGCUGCUGCUUCUUCUUCUUCUCCACCUCGUCCUCUUACAUCUUCUUCUCAUAAUCCUACUGAUCGUCUACUUUCGUCAUCCUGUUCAUCAUGUGAUGAUUAUGUGUAUGUUAAUGUUACUGGUGAUAAUGAAGUGUUAUCUCCUCCUCCUCCUCCUCCUCCUACUACUACUACAACAACAUCAUCACCAUCAUCAUCGAAUGUAUUAAAUCAUCCGUGUCAAUCAAUUGUCGUUGUAUUAUCCGAUCAUUCGAAUCUUCAUUCAAUGAAUAAAAAUCAUAGUUAUCAUUUAACUACAACUAUUUCAUCAGAUUGA